Messenger RNA from Equus quagga, 3427 nucleotides. Its product is annotated as E3 ubiquitin-protein ligase LNX-like. Gene Ontology annotation, biological process: ubiquitin-dependent protein catabolic process. The transcript has 9 exons. Gene Ontology annotation, molecular function: protein binding; ubiquitin-protein transferase activity. NCBI's taxonomy places the organism in Eukaryota, Metazoa, Chordata, Mammalia, Perissodactyla, Equidae. Gene Ontology annotation, cellular component: cytoplasm. The record is from RefSeq and is a predicted model, not a curated record. The coding region runs from base 277 to 1965 and encodes 562 amino acids.
GGCAUCAGCCUGUCUGCUCUCUGCCUAAGCCCUCCCGCCAACCAUGGUGGGUCCCUGCCUUCUCAUAUCUCCCCGUCUGAGAAUCAAAGAGUGCAAUCCUCUUACAGGCCCGUGAUUUAUCAGCGUGGCUCCCUCUAAGGGCUCUAAGUCAGAUUCCUUAUGAUCUGCUGAUUGUGGGAACAUGGCAAGGUCUGUUUAAAGGGGCUUGGCUAGGCUGGGCCCCUGCGGCUGACAGAGAGAAAGUGGCUGGGAAGAAAGCAGCACCCUGCUUGGAAAAUGAAGGCGCUUCUGCUGCUGGUCCUCCCCUGGCUCAGCCCUGCCAAUUACAUUGACAAUGUGGGCAACCUCCACUUCCUGUACUCAGAACUCUGUAAAGGCGCCUCCCACUAUGGGCUGACCAAAGACAGGAAGAGGCGUUCUCAAGAUGGCUGUCCAGACGGCUGUGCGAGCCUCACAGCAACAGCACUCUCCCCAGAGAUUUCUGCAGCUGCCACCAUCGCCUUAAUGACGGAUGAGCCUGGCCUAGACAACCCUGCCUACGUGUCCACAGCAGAGGAUGGUCAGCCAGCAAACAGCCCAUUGGACUCUGGCCGGAGCAACCGAACUAGGACACGGCCCUUUGAGCGAUCCACUAUCAGAAGCAGAUCUUUUAAAAAAAUAAAUCGAGCUUUGAGCGUCCUUCGAAGGACGAAGAGUGGAAGUGCAGUUGCCAACCAAGCUGACCAGGGCAGAGAAAAUUCUGAAAACACCACUGCCCCUGAAGUCUUUCCAAGGUUGUAUCACCUGAUUCCAGAUGGUGAAAUUACCAGCAUCAAGAUCAAUCGAGUGGAUCCCAAUGAAAACCUCUCCAUUAGGCUUGUGGGAGGCAGAGAAACCCCACUGGUCCAUAUCAUUAUUCAACAUAUUUAUCGUGAUGGGGCAAUUGCCAGAGACGGCCGACUACUGCCAGGAGACAUCAUACUAAAGGUCAACGGGAUGGACAUCAGCAAUGUACCUCACAGCUACGCCCUGCGCCUUCUGCGGCAGCCCUGCCAAGUGCUGCGGCUGACAGUGCUGCGGGAGCAGAAGUUCCGAAGCAGGAACAAUGGACAGGCACUGGACACCUAUGGACCUCGGGAUGACAGUUUCCAUGUGAUUCUCAACAAGAGCAGCCCUGAGGAACAGCUUGGAAUAAAACUAGUGCGCAAGGUGGAUGAACCUGGGGUGUUCAUUUUCAACGUGUUGGAUGGUGGUAUGGCGGACCGACAUGGUCAGCUGGAGGAGAACGAUCGUGUGUUAGCCAUCAAUGGACAUGACCUUCGAUACGGCAGCCCAGAAAGUGCAGCUCAUCUGAUUCAGGCCAGUGAAAGGCGUGUCCACCUCGUCGUGUCCCGCCAGGUUCGUCAGCAGAGUCCUGACAUCUUUCAGGAAGGUAGCUGGAACAGCAACGGCAGCCAGUCCCCAGGGCCAGGGGACAGGAGCAACACUCCCAAGCUCCUCCAUCCAGCAGUCACUUGUCAUGAGAAGGUGGUAAGUGUCCAAAAAGACCCCAGCGAAUCUCUCGGCAUGACCGUUGCAGGGGGAACGUCACAUAGGGAGUGGGAUUUGCCCAUCUAUGUCAUCAGUGUUGAGCCCGGAGGAGUCAUAAGCAGAGAUGGAAGAAUAAAAACAGGUGACAUUUUGUUGAAUGUGAAUGGGAUUGAGCUAACAGAGGUCAGCCGGAGUGAGGCAGUUGCAUUAUUGAAGAGCACAUCCUCCUCGGUGGUACUUAAAGCUUUGGAAGUCAAAGAACGUGAGGGCCAGGAAGACUGCAGCAGCCCAGCAGCCCUGGACUACUCCAACCACAACACAGCCCCACCUGGCGACUGGUCCCCUUCCUGGGUCAUGUGGCUGGAAUUACCACGUCUCUUGUCAGAUAACCGAUCAUGGAUCCUCUGGAAAAUGCCACUGAAUGCUUGUAAGAAAAUGAGUGAAAAAGGCAAAUAACACCUUACUAUUAUGGUAAGAAUGCUUUUUUGACUUCCAGACUCCCUGAAAGGCACAUACUUUGACAACCACACUUUGAUAGUGUAGGAGCUCAGUGAAAUAUUGAGGUCCACUGAGAAGGGGGCUGAGAAAAAGGGAGCACAUGAAGGAGACUGAGAAGGAACAGCCAGUGAAAGAACAGAAAAACAUAUGGCUUCUUGGGCAACCCAAGAGUUCAUCUUAACUCAUUAACUCCUUUCAAUGGAGUUUAAAUUAUUUUUGAGUUAACAUAAUUUUCUCAUUGGGAAGAAUUACCAAACUCCUUGCUAUUCUUUAUACUAUGCCAAAUCUUCAAUUAGGCCUAAAUUUAGAGAAUUCAGAAUAGGUAAAAAAAAAAAAAACAAAAAAACUCACAUUUAAAUUUAGAGUUUAGUCACUUAAUAGCGCAAAGGUAAAUCCUCAAUAUCACUGAGCAAAGACAGCUGCCACAUUUCCCAAUGGCAAGUAAAGUAACUCAACUUAAGAAAAAAAUGCCCCAAUACUCAUCAGUCCCAACUAACCAAGGUCUGAUUUUGAAAGCGUUUACGAUAAUGAGUUCUUGCUGCUACAAUGACAUUAAGAUACUCAACUGAAGCAAAGCACUUAAUGAAAUAAAAUUAGUAACACUGAUAUCCACUUGAACGUAUGCUACGGAGGGCAGGGGUUCUGUCUCGUUCACUGACAAAGCCCACGUGCCUACAACAGUAACAUGAACAUCAGUAAACAUCUGCUGAAAGAUGACCCAAGCAGAUUUUCUCACCACUAUCAAAACAAGAGUCUAGGAACACAGACAUACUUGUAACUUAAUGUCAUGUUGCAAAUUUUAUAUUGGAAUAUCUAAGUUUUAGAUAGUUAUGUUUACAGCUUCUCCUCAUGAAAUAAAAUUAGUUAAGAGUCAAUGUAAGGUCCAAGGUAAUACUUAAUGAAAAAACUCAAUGGUCAAAAGAAGAAAUACUUAGUUUCAAGUAUUUGCUCUAUGUACCCAUUUAGAUGUUUUAAUGAAUCAUGACUAGAAAACAUGAAAACAGAUAUUUGAUCAUGACCUUGGGUAAUAGUCACCCAUUUGUUCACCUGCUUUCCCUCAAAUAUUGGGCACAGGUGAGAAUGUAAUGCUCUGGUGUUUGGGGAACAGCUAAUUACUUGCUUUGUACAUGAGCAGUCAGUGAACCAUUACGUAAAUGUGGGGUCUAACACAUCACAGCUCCAAAAGGAUGAAUUUACUACUGACACCGCCUUACUGUGAAAUACAGCAGAUGAAUAUUUUACAAUAAAAACCUAGUUAUGCUGUUUCAUUUCAGCUAUGUCAGUGAAAGAAAUUGAUUAUUGUAAAUGAUGUUUAUGUAUGACAACGGAUACAAAACAAAAUUGAGUAGAGUUGAAUUUUAGCACUACAUUUUAAAGGUAUCCACCAAACAAACCCAAAGCUUAUUUUAUUUCAAGCGGG